AUGGCCGCUGAAACCGACGAAGAAGAUCAAGGCAGCCCUCGGUCAGCCGAACGGAAAUCACCGAAGGCCCGGGGAACACCGGACACACAAGCCGUAUCUUCGAAGAAGCGCAAGUCAUCAGACCAGGAGAAUGACCAGAUACCCGCAUGGACCUCGACGUCAAUAAUGUCAUCGAAAAAGGCCAAGUUGGAGGUUGAUCGCGAAGAGCACAUCAACGCCAAUGCCCCUGGCAGAGACAAGUCUCUCCUUCCCCCUGAGAUCUGGCACCACAUCUUCACUUUCUGCCCUCCCCAAACUUUAGGUAAUUUGUUGCGUGUCAACAAAUUAUUCCACGUCUAUCUUGACCCUUCAUCCUCGCUUCAGAGUGCCUCUCCUCUCUCUCCAGGUAAAAGUGCCAUCAGUAUUUUGAAGCCGAACAGCAUCUGGCAAGCUUCAAGACGCUUGUUCUGGCCACAUAUGCCAGCUCCAUUGCGGUCAAUGACGGAGCUCGAGUCGUGGAGGUUGGCCCGCUCGAUCAGAUGUCAAAGCUGCAAUAAGCAAGACGCACGUGGCCAGCAGCAGCCUCCACCGGAUCCCUGGCACCCAGGUCCGGGGAUGGACGGAGUGUCAGUCAUUUGGCCCUUCGCUAUUCGCGUCUGUGGGCUCUGUCUCUUGCGCAUGUCUUUCAAGGAGAUUGACCUACUUCUUUCGCCUUCAGUUCCCUCGGCAGUCAUUCCCGCACUGCCGUUUGUCGUCCUGACACCUGAGCUUCACGCUCUAUCGGCCAGCACUUAUGAGCAGGGUCAACUGCCGACCACCAUACAAGUUACAAAACUCUUCCUAGCUUCUGAUGUUGAGGAGCUUAAGAAGGAGUUUCUCUCCGUCCAGGAAAUGGGUCCUGGUACAACUGAGGAGUGGUUUAAAGGUCUCGAUGGCCGGGGCAAGGACCACAGGAGUGAGUCGGUGAAGUGGGAAAAGUGGGAGGCUUCAGGUGGCCGUAUCUCAAUAUUGGCUCCAGGCUUAGUGUCUACGGCUCCGAUGUUGACAUGUAUGCUUACCAUCAACACAGGCGCCGCCCCAAGGCAGGACUUUGAGGAGAAUAAUUCUGGCCACCAGUCUCGUCCUUUACCCCCAGGCCGACAGGAGCGGACUAUAGAGGAAGUUGCCAAGCUGAAAGCUACUCGAAAAUCCGAAAUCGAGCGCCGGGCAUCCCUACUUGAUCCUCCACUACAACCAAAUAUUCUUCGCCGGAUACCAUCAUUCCAAGCUGCCACUCAACUUAUAACGCCUUUGGAUGACAAUGCUUGGGAACUUCUCAAGCCUCGACUUCUAGCUCAGAGGGCGGAUGCCGAACAGCGAGAAGCCGAGAGUGUUGCUCAAGCUCAGAUCUUGCAGAGGAACGACAAACAACACAACGUUGAGACUACGUUGGCAACAACCAAGGAAGCCAGAGAUAUGAUAGACAAAGACUGGGAAGAAGUGCAAGCACCUGUGCGUGCUUCCAUCGCGAGCCUUGCGGAUGAGGUCAUUCGAGACGGUUGGGACAACGGCAAGAAGGUGACGAAGGAAACUUGUUCCAAGUUCGCCGCAGACGUCCUCACACAUGUGCGGAGAAGGUUCUACGCAGAGGUUACCGAGGCAGCCGCAGCAACGCGUGCUGCUGGUCAGGAACCUCGAACCGACCCUCCUGAAGGCCCAUUCACACAGAAGCUGACCUUGGAAAACAUGAAGUGGAUCUUCGACAGCAAGAUCAAGCCUCAUACCGAGUCUCAGAAGAAGGAGAUUUUCUUCUGCAAUGGCUGUGAAGGCAACUUCAAGGCUUAUGGUUUUGAGGGUGUCAUUCAACACUACGCGGCCAAGCAUACCAGUGCGCUCAGCCUUGGCAGUGUUGUUGUUCACUGGAGGGCAGAAUGGCCUGAAGUACCACCCUUCGCCCCCCAAGCCCGGGGUUCCAAGCACUUAUAUUACGCUCCGGGCCCGAUCUCCUUUACCCAGAGCGCUGGGCCACCCACUCUGUAUGGCUUCAAUGGCUACCAGCCUGCCCAGGGACCUGCACCUCCCCCACCUGGCCAGCCAUUCCCUCCGUCAGGUUCUGUGUACGGAGCCCCUCCAUACAACGAGCAAUAUCCACCACAGUCUUCAUAUCAGCACGGGGUUAGCUAUCCUCCGUCCUCGGGGUUCACCCCCCAGCCAUUUCAACCGCAGCCUGUUCCAGCGCAAUAUCCUUCUUACCAACCGCCAUCUGCGCCGAAUGGGACAUAUCCUUCCCACCCAGCACCCGUUCACACUCCAGGCUACCCACCCCAAGUCUCAGCGCCACCCCCAAAUCAAGGUCUCCCUCCUCCACCAACUGUUGCCUAUCCGCCGCCUCCAAACACAGGGUAUCCCGACACGUAUCAGGUCCGGCUCGAAGAUGUUGUUCGGAACUCGCGGGAAAUCUGGAUUGCGACUGCCAACAUCAGGGACCUUCCCGGUAGCGCCAGAGUGUUUGUGACAAUACAUCACGUUGUGAAGAGGUUCAGGUCGAGAUUCCUCGAGGCACCACCGCUAGAGAUGUUCAACGACGGCUUGUCAAACAAUAAGGACAUGCGGCCUGUGCGCAAUAUCAAUGUGCUCUCUUGCAAGGCCUGCCAUUUCGGCUUAGGCAAUGCGGCAUCCGUGGAACAGGACAGGAAGACCUUUUCCUUACCGCAGCUGGUGAAUCACUUUCAGAACAAGCACGUUGAUCCCAUGCAACGGAUAGCCCCCGGCCAGCCACCACUGGACUGGACGGUGGACAUGAUUUUGCUCCCAGACCCGGCUGUCCUUGCCAGGCUACCAGCUAUCAUCGGUUCUGAUAGCCAAAGACACUAUCUAUUCUCGGACGCCUUCCCCGAGUACUUCCAACAGCCCAGCAGCACAGCCACCACAACUCCUUACUAUUACCCGCUGCCGCCAUACCAGCCCGGUCCUGACUAUCCUUCUGUCUAUCCUCCAGCCCCUGUUGACAGCCACGAUCGUACCUAUGCCCAACAUCAGUCGGCCAAUGCCCAGACAUACUAUGGCGCAGAGCAGGAUGGUUAUCAAACACCGGCGGCGUCGGCAACAUAUGAACAACCCAGCUAUAGCCAAGGCCCUCCUCAGAAUGGUUAUGUUUCCGCUCCAUCCCAGGAGCCUGGGUACCACGUCGAGAGCAUGCCGCAAAAUCCUGUCCCUACUCGUUCGGGUGACAAUAAAAGUCGUUCGUCCCAAAGCUCCGGCCCAGGGCGUGGUAAUCAAAGGUCCAAGAAGAGCCCCCAGGGUCAACCGGAGCUCCGCGAGGAACCAAACCCAGCAAUGGCGAGACCUCCCAAGGCAAAAAGUCCGCCAGCGGCCCCCACGGCUCCAGUUCCGCAGAUCUCGCAGAGGAGCAGCCCUCCGCGACGGGAAGAGCCCAAUCUCAUGGCAGCGCUCGAAAUGCAUCUCGAGCAAGGGCAUUCACGUCCUGCCUCGGAACAACGACCCCAGCCUCCAAGCAGAGUUAUCUAUGUAGAUGAUGACCAUCCACCACCCACUCGAGUCACCCACAGAGACCCGGACAGAUAUCCAGUUCAUCAUCCGUCUGACCGGAUCCAAUCGAUAUCACCCGCGUUUAGAUAUAGGCAGCCUCCUACAGGUGCCGAAGUGUACAGGGAGAGAAGCCCGGUGCCGAGGCAAGCUGGGAGGGGCUAUUACCCACACCCUCCACCCGCUGGUGGAAUGGCAGAUGCUAGAUACGAGCAAAUCCCACGCCCAGGAGCAGACCGAUACGAACAGAUCGUCCGUCGACCUGAUGAUGCCCUUCCUUACGACAGAAUUCACCGGACGGAGGAGGUUAUCUAUGACAGGCAACCCCCAGCCCGGCAGGAGUAUUACAGGCCUUACCCCGAUGAGCCGCUGCCACGAUCAAGAGCCCCGCCGGUCGAGGCGUACGAGAUCGUCCAGGUCAUUGAUUCCCAGGGCGAGUAUUACAUCCGGCGACCGGUCAGGCGGGAGCCAGAGCCUCGCUACAUCUACGAGGACGAGCGGCAUGUUCGCCGAGAGCCGGAACUAUACCACCAUCCCACCUUCGAACCGGUCUACUCCCGGGCCCCGCCCCCGCCCCCGCCGUCUUACGAUUCCCGGGCUGAAUACCCUCUUCCGCGGAUGGCGGGGCCGCCUGAACCUACCGCCUACGACGAGGAAUACGAUCCGCGCUUUCCGGCUGCCCCACCCCCGGGAGGCGUGCCACCGAGACAGGUGCGCUACCAAUGA
Phialemonium atrogriseum is the source of this 4230-nucleotide messenger RNA. RefSeq lists its product as uncharacterized. The record is from RefSeq and is a predicted model, not a curated record. The transcript has 5 exons. Gene Ontology annotation, cellular component: Cul2-RING ubiquitin ligase complex. The coding region runs from base 1 to 4230 and encodes 1409 amino acids. NCBI's taxonomy places the organism in Eukaryota, Fungi, Ascomycota, Sordariomycetes, Cephalothecales, Cephalothecaceae. Gene Ontology annotation, molecular function: protein binding.